AUGGGCAAUGUCCAGUUAACACGCGCGCCAACUCCAAAAGAAGCACCACUCAUUCGGCCACCAUCCCCGAAGGAUAUCCCUGACGGCCUCAAAUCAUUCACCUCCUUCACCAAACUUCCAAUAGAGUUGCAAGCAAAUAUAUUCUCGCUCGCAUUAGAGAAUCAUGAGAUCAUACCUCGUCUUAUCAAGACUAUUUUCGACAAAACCACGCGCUCAUACUCCUACAGUUUUGCGAUGCCGCCUCUGAUGAUAACCUGUCACCUUUCGCGACAGAUUUCCAAAGAUGUAUACCCUUCUUUGCUUCCCAACUCAACAUGUCCCAUAUACUUUAAUCCAGCAACCGACUUCCUCUACUGCACAUCCACAGGCGAUUUACCAUAUGCCAUGAACGAACACGAAGUCGAGCCCGUCAUGUCAUUCUUGGAAUCCUCUCCAAUAGUAGCGAAGAUUCGCUUCCUCGUACUCGAUUCAUCAUACUGGACCUCCCAUAUAAGCGACAUGUUCUCGCAGCGCGAUUUCGCUUCAAUGCCUGAGCUCCAGUUGUUCACUGGCAUAGAAGAACUGUUCCUUGUAGCACCGUCCUUGGAGCAAGAGCUAGCGAACAAAAGAAGAGCCUAUGGAAGAAUUAUGACCAACAAUGUUGAAUUCCACCAGCAGCGCCUCGACAGAGCAUGUGCGGCUGUGAUAAAAAGCGAUGUAGAGAGCCCUCUCUCGAUUGUACCAGGCUUUCGUGUGUACAGUAUUGGAACACCCUGUUUUAAUAGGCGGUGGGAGUUGGAACGAGCCUUUGGGAUAACAACUUUGGAAUUGUUCGGUGGAGGAUGGAGUAAGACUUCUAAUAGCGGGUUGUUCAGAGCAGGGAAACUAAUCCCGAGAUAUAAUGAGAUCAGAGCUCUGUUGAAGUAA
Mollisia scopiformis is the source of this 906-nucleotide messenger RNA. RefSeq lists its product as uncharacterized. The transcript has a single exon. Bases 1 to 906 code for a protein of 301 amino acids. NCBI's taxonomy places the organism in Eukaryota, Fungi, Ascomycota, Leotiomycetes, Helotiales, Mollisiaceae. The record is from RefSeq and is a predicted model, not a curated record.